Molecule: messenger RNA, 8042 nt
Organism: Phymastichus coffea
Lineage: Eukaryota; Metazoa; Arthropoda; Insecta; Hymenoptera; Eulophidae
Product: beta-1,4-glucuronyltransferase 1-like
Exons: 5
Coding region: 363-1745 (460 amino acids)
Source: RefSeq, a predicted model, not a curated record
CCGAACGUUCAAAAUGACAGCUAAAGACAGAAGGCUCGUGUGGACGGAAACGAGCCAAUCGAAAUUGGAAGGUCCACUCAUCGUUUGGAUCUUGGUCAAGCCCUGCGGCGCCGCGAAACAGCUGGACAGUCGGGAAAAGCGGAAGAGUCGUCGGGGCAGAGCAGCGGAAAGGAAGCCAGGCAGGAGGGGCAGGCGAUCGAAGAGGGCCGGGUUACCGUCGGCCGCGCGGCAGCGCAGCUAGCCUCGGCGAGAUGUCGUUGGGGUCGGCGAUUGUGCAGCGGCGCUCGCUUGCCCGUGUUAGUGCACGUCCGUGCCUCGGGGUGAUGUAGAAGGCGCGCGCGAGGUUCAGUGCGGCAGCAGCGAUGCGAUGGCGCAGGUGCGGCGCUCUGGCGCUGUCCGCCUGCUGCCUGCCUGUCGCGCUGCUGCGGCUGCUGCUGCUCGCUGGCGGCUCCACGACCAGCCGCCAGCGCCGCUCCGACGCCGCCGAGCCCGUCUACUCGGUCGCCGGCGAGGAGGCGCCCGGCGCUCCGCGCGGCCACUUGUACUUCGCCGGCGCUUACAUGGCCGAGACAUCGCCCGGCAACGUGUCUCACUGCAGGUGGCAGUACGACCUACCGACAAAGUUGGCCUAUCUCGAGCAGGAAUUAAUUGGCAGUCCGGAGUCGCCGGCAGGCCGACCCUACCGCGUAUUGCCGUUCGUUGUUCGGGGCCUGAGUCAAGCACCUUUGGCACAGCUGACCCUCUGCACACACGCAACGGCCGAUCAGGUGUACAAUGUCGUCGAGCUCGCUAGGCGAUGGGAAGGACCUGUCAGUCUUGCCGUUUUCGUGCCUGCCAGAGAUGCCGGGAUUGCUGUCAGGAUGCUCGAUCGGGCUUGUCGAUGUGAACCCGCCAUGAUCAAAGUCUCCGUCCACCUAAUCUUCCCUCGAGACAUGCCACCAGAGCUCACUCCUCCGCUGUCGAUAGUCCAUCAAUCAAGCAUUACCGCGGACUGCUCGGCCAGCGACCUCCAAGUCGACUCAGCCAACGUGACCGAACGUCGUCGCUGGAACGUCGCUUAUCCUAUCAACGUGGCUCGCAACGUCGCUCGAACUCUGGCGCCGACUCAGUGCAUCCUCGUCUCGGAUGUGGAACUAUUGCCGAGCGAGAAGCUCGCCUCGAGGUUUCUCGCGAUGCUUAAAGGUCGAUCGCCCAAGCGAGCGAUCGCCUUUGUUCUGCCUACCUUCGAAAUCGAGGCUGGCGAACCUUUGCCAAAGAACAAGAAGGAACUGCUGGUUGCGCUUAGAGCUGGUCUUGCAGUUUAUUUUCAUAGGUUCUCGUGUUCACACUGUCAGAGGUUUCCCGGAUUGACUCGCUGGAUUCUACGACCAGAUCCGGGAAGAGUGAGACCGCUGAUCAUCACGAGGAGGGAGUAUCCUCACCACAGGUGGGAGCCUAUUUUCAUCGGGACGAAACACGAUCCUCUUUACACGGAGGAAAUGUCCUGGGAGGGACGACAAGAUAAAAUGACUCAGAUGUUCGAAAUGUGCCUAAUGAAUUACCGUCUGAUAAUCCUGGACGGUGCUUUCCUGGUCCACACGCCGGGCAUCAAGCGUCGCUCUUUGGCGGACGAGGAGCAGCAACAGCAGCAGCAUUCAAUGGACGAGCGACAGCGCGCCUACGAGCGACAGAACGCGCGAAUUUAUCAACGAGUCACACGCCGACUGCUCAAGCAAUAUCCCGUCAAUCACCGCUGCAGGCCUUGAACGACGAUUUGACCCCGCCCACGUAGAUGUUUACUUGAUGGGAUUUGAAUAACGCUGACAAUACACGUGUACUAAAGGGGCGACGAGGUUUUUAAGACAAUUAAAUAAAAUACAAGUAGUCGUUGUAGGGCUUUAGAGUCUCCUGGUUGCGAUGCUGCUCAAGUUUUGAAUUUUCAAGAGUGAGUACAUCGAUAUGAUUUUUAAAGCGUGCGAGGCCAUGAUGGUGGUAGUUUCACGAUAACUUGACCGAUCAAUUGCCUUUCAGUCACGGUCAGUCAGAGUUUACAUUAUAAAAAUACUUGACAGAUCGAAACCAAGAGAUCCGAAUAAUAAUAAUUAGAAGAUGUAAGGAUAGCAAUAAUAACGUAACAGGCGUUCCUUGGAUUGAACCAUUGCAUAGCAUACGUUUGAUAUCAAAAGUAAUAACAUUAAACAUAGCUGCUGAGCCAGACGAAUUGUUUUUCAGACUCUGUCGUCAAUAGUAAUUUUGUACAAUUUACAACGUAGUAACAGGCAGUAGAUUUUAUCGAAAGAAUAAUAAUAAUAAUAAUCAUAAUAAUCAUAAUAAUAAUAACGAGAAUAGUUCCUUUGAGAAACAAAAUCUCUGUUAGCAGAGCAAGUCUAUCUUUCUUCUCCGUGAAAGGCAAAUUUUCGCUUGGCGAAUGAAAUUAUACAUUUUAACUUCUAUAUAUACAUCACUUUUUAACACGAGCACAUUUUAACUUACGCACGGAUAAGAAUUUUUUCGAUCAAGAUUUUUUGAAUCAAUAAAGUCCACUCUCGAGUCGUAAUAAUAGGUAUAGAAGAGCUUUACAACCGUUGAAUGACGGAGACUAAAGAAUAAAAUAAAAACGUUAGUUUUUAACGAGUUUUUUAUAGAACGACUUUUUAUAGAUACAUAGAACGCAACGCUUGAAUAGAAACAUAUUGAGAACGCGUAAAUACAACAAAAAAGGCGUUCGCUAAUUAGAGUUAAUGAAUUUGCAUAGACUGAAGCACUAAAUGCUCAUAUCAACGAUCGUAAUUAUGUAAGUAAGUACAAAUUGGACUUGUGUGUGGUUUUUUAGACAAAAAUUAAAAUAAGAAACGGAGGUGACUUUCAAUUUCAACGUCGUUUUUCGCGUAGAGUCGGUAAUUUUGCGAGCGAGACAACACACCAAAUGAGAAAACAAAGAAAAUCAGAACAACGACAACGAUAUAUCAUCGACAUUUGUAAUGUUUUGAAUAUCCCUUUUAUCGUCGAGCGUCAAUUGUAAUUUAGGAUUUUAAUGUACGCGACGAAGUAAUAGCUUUGCAAAGGUGCAUCGCUUGUUUUUAUGCGCUAGUUGCAAUUAUACAUAGUUUAUAAGUAUUGCAUUUGGAGAAAUAAAAUAUUUUAUCCCUUUUAACUUGCAUUUUUAUUUUACUCACCAAUAGACCACAUUUCAGUUAUCAAUAUUUUUCACGCAAACCUAUAUAGAUAUACCCUAGAAGAACAGUAGCUUGGCGAAAAACCUACUUUUCUAUUUAGAUAAUAAUACGGAGUUUUUGCUGUUCUUUUCGUGUCCCCGAAGGGCAUGCGGAGACGUGAAAAUGCUGCGUGCGCAAACAGGCCCCACCCUGCAAUGGUGGCGAGGGGAGGGGAGCCCAGAAAAUUGAGUCCCGUGUGGCGAGGCGGAUGGGCGCUUGGAGAGGGCGACAUGCUGGUCGACCAAGCUUGCUAGAGGUAAGUCGUUACGUGACCUUUCUGUUUCUUCGCUUUUAUUGUGCCGUGAUUACGCAUCGGUGUUGUGCCCUUUUGUAGCUCUCUUUAAGUUAAUCUCGCGUUUUAGAGUAAUUUAUCUUCCUCGUAAAGCAACGACGUUUUCGACAGUCGUUUUCGUACGACUUUGGCAAUUGACGAUUAACCAUCCUUACCUACCUACAUCGAUCACAACAACGUACUUUCAGUUACAGUUACAGUUCAGCAACUAUUACAGCAUUCUGAUUAUACCGUUGCAUGUUAAGCUAGGCAAGUUCAAGCGCCGAGCUUGCAAGCUCUACGCCCAGAUGUCGCUUUGCACGCAACGUUUCAACACACAAUCAUGUAGCAACAAAAAUAUCGUUUUCCUAUUCUAUAUAUGCAAGUUUAUUAAUAUCAAGAGGUUUGGAGAGUGACGGUGCAUUACCCAAUAGGAUUUUGUGACGCAGGAUAAAAGAACCUACGUCACUAGGUAUUAAUGUGUUGGAGGCCGGGGAUCUUUAUUUUUUGGGGAUUGUUGAAUAGAUUGCAUCAUCAUACGCUUCUGAUCCCUACGGGAUCAGGAUACUUUGAUGUGUUUAUCGAGUCCACGAACCAAGGGAACAGUCUGAUUGAUAUGCUUUACGUUUCGAACGCAUUUGACUCAUCUCUAUGAUCUGCGCGGCAUAGUUUAUUUUUCCCCGCUUUGAGCUUGAUGGACAAUAGGCAUGCUUUUGUGAAUAAUGAGUCGGUAUAUCUAAAAUACUCGGUUUGGCUACGCGAGUAUUGGAAAUAUUUGAUUUCUCGAAACUGCAAGUCGCAGUAAUAUCGUCUAGCAAUUUCCACUGGUAAACAAAAAUUGAACGACUUUCUAAAAUUCCAAAUAAAAUCUACGAAAUAAGGAAUCAGCGAAAUUUCGGAUGCCCUCAAUAUAUUGCAUGCGAUACUCCUUGGAUUGGGUGUGCAGCUAAAAUCACAUGCGCGUGAUACGAAAGGCCUAAUGCCGAAGUUCGAUGCAGCAAGAUAUCGCGCUUUGGCAAACAAGCAAACUCGUUAGGUCGUCAAGGCGAAAGCUUCGACGUGCUGUUUACGUAGAAAACUGCAGAUCGAGCUUAUUCAAACGAUGGAUACGAGAGAAUCGUAUAGACUUACGAGAACAUGCUUCGAAAAAAUUUCAACGCAUAUGUUCUUUCGUCUUUUAUUCAGGUUGUUAAGCAUUGGCUUCUUCUUAUCUUACGCACAUCGAUGAUACUAACGACGCUCGAGUGUCCGAAAGACAGACGGCCCCACAGGAAGGCCAAUUAGUUUCGGUAUAUCGUAUUUCUAUCCAGGCGCAAUACAUUGAUAUCCUAUCGCACGGAUUGGACUCUCUUCCAAAGUUUUUCGACGCCUAACUGUGAACUACGUUGACCUCGUGUGUGAAUGGACGCUAGCAUUGCUGUGGGUACUUUUAUGAAUAAUCUCCAAUUAUAGUAGAUCUUUAGAAAGAAAACUUCUUCUUUUGAACAUUUUUUUUGUAAAUAUAACUCAAUUUCUAUUGUACUCGAAUGAAAAAGACGCGAUGAAAAAGAAACACGUCAUUUUCAAUAGUCCAACAUCGAAGCAGGUAUUAUUACAUUUUUUUUCACAAGUAUGACACCCCACUAAGGAAAAUGGAGGCCGUACGAAAUUUAAUAUUUAUUAAUAAUUGUGAAAAAUGUACUAUCAGAAUAAAACCCAACUGUGUCCUUUUAAUAAAAAUUUAUCCCUAAUAAAACUGCAUUACCAAAGGUCCUUUCGGGAUGGUACAGUUUUUUUCUUUCGUGUAUUCAAAAUGGUUUUUUCAUAUAUGAAACUUUACUAAUAUUUACUUGCCGUCAUUAUGUAUUAUCUGCUUAUAGUCGAGAAAGCAAUUGCUCUGUUUUCACCAUUGCGAACUGCACGGAUAUUUGACGAGGCGUGUAUAUUUCGACCUGAUGUUCACUCGCUGAAAUAUUGAUCGCGCUACAGCGGAUGAGACUAUCUACUUGCGUAAAGCAUAUGUCGAAUGACUGAAUACUUCCUCGUGUACUCCUCUAUUCCAUUCUUUAUUUUUCGUUCAAUAUCAUACUGAUGCACGCUUAUUCUUCGUUUAAUUGAAACUUGUUGGCUUUGUCGUAUCGUUCAAUAUUAUUCCAUCGGGAAAUUGCAUUGGCUCUCUUCGCGAGAGGUGAGAUAUCGAAGAGCUUUACAAGCGACCGGGAAAGAAAUAAUAAUUAUUUCCAGUAGUUUUUAAAAAUUACUUGUAGACAUUGGAAAAAAUAUGGGGAAUUAGGUUGCAAUAAUUUCGAAAUAUCAACAACAGAUGUACAUACGCCAAUGUUUGUUGAACAUAUGGCGCCUAGCAAAUGGAAGUUUGAAGAUAUUUUUCGAUUUUAUUAAAAAUUAGUUUUUUUUUCGACUGAUACAAGUUGAUGUUUAUAUUGAUAAUGGAAUGAUAAGAGUUCCUUGAUUGGACUAAUGUUUUUAACUGAAAUUUACGACUGUUAUUUAUAUCCAGUAACGUUACUUCUAAUUAGAAAAAAAAACUGAUGCUCACCUUGUACAUUAUUUUUCAAUUAAUAAUUAGUUUUUCAUUAAAAAAUAACGAAAGUAAUUUAUAUUUUCAACGAUUAUUUUGUUCAAUAAAAUGUAUACAAUUUCAACAAAUUCACGAAUUCAAGUUUGAUGAAAUAUGUGAUCAAAUGCGUCAUAGAAAAAUACUACGGCACUUUUCGCCAAUCUCAAGAGUCAACCUGCUUCGUCACAGCCACUAGUGAGAAAAAAUAAAUCUUUUAUCAAGGCAUAGCGUCGUAGCUCAAUUAACUUCGAGUUUUCUAAAAAGCUGAGUUGCCCCUCAUAAUGUUACACCACCCUCCAAAUAGCCUCGAUUUCCAUUGCACCGUUAGCCUUCCACAAGCUCGAGUGGCACUAUCCGACAACUGCUUCAAUUCCAUUAUCGAGCACCCUCACCGAGCAAACAACAAGAGAGAAAGAAAGAACUAGCAGCUGGCCUUGGAAAUGACGUGAAAAAAGAGGCAACUUGUUGCUCAAUUCAGCGCGCCACAGGAGAGAUAUAAUAAGAUGCUGGCGCGACGGCUUCUCGUCUUGAUUUGUCGCGAGUGAUUUCUGCCUCACCGCGGUCUUGUUAUAACGCGACAAAACAAUUUUCCCUACAGAGUUCGUUAAGGGACUGCGCGCUUACAUACGCGGAAAUUCGUUCUAAUUUCGUGCUAGUUUUUUUUCCCUUUCUUUACAAGUAAAUAUCAUCUCUGCUGAUUGAAUUAUUCGGUUAUUCUCGUUCUUUCGCCUUGGUCACCAAAUUGUUGCGGCAAAAUCAUAACAAGGAUCUGUGUAGUGCGCAGCUUGAGUUGUAUUAUAUUGGGAUACUCGUGUACCUACAUGCGACUUUAACAGUGGGCACAUGGGCUUAUACCGUUUGAUUCUGUUAUAGCUUAAUUUCGUGCACUUGUUUAUCGCAAAAUCGUAAUAUAAUUUCAGCAAUGUUGCCGCAACAAAUAACUUUUACUUGCGAGCCAUUUGAUCAUACGUUUUCACAAGCCUGGGCAUUACAAAUCUAAAUAUUAAUAAUACAAAUUUAUUCGUCCAUUAAAAGAUCAAAAAGCGAAAAGAAAGCGUAUACGAAUAUACUUGUCAUCAAUACGCACAUCACAAGGCGUUUGAGUUUUCAUUUUGCUCUCCAUUUGGCUUUGACACAACUUUUUUCUCUGUAUAUACUUCCAAUCACGCCAAUGUCAGUCUGAAAAGCUAUAAAUCUCCUCAUGAAUUUUUCACUCUGACGUUAAAAUGAAAAUAGGAAAAAAGAAAGUUCGAUAAAGAUCCCUUGAUGAUGUCUGACAGUUCGUGGACCGUAACUACUGAAAAAACACCCGAAAUUAUUAAGAGAAUGAUGUUAGAUUUCAGACGUUCGGGUUGGGUUGAGUAUUUUUUGUUCUUUCCUCGGCAGUUAUAUACUAAUAUACUGAUAUAUAUAUAUAUAUAUAUAUAUACGUUAUCGUAUUAUUUUUUUUUGCCUUUAUAACAAAUAUCAAAGUUGAAAGCGCACAUUUUUGAGGCUUAAAUCUGUUUUUCUGCAAAUUAACUGUAAUGACGAUCCAAUUGUUUUUGAAGACUUUAAUUAGAACAUAAACUGUGCUACGACAUUUUUACAUUAUUACGUAAUAGUUUUUUACGUUAAUUAUUCUUACGUCGGUGAAAAGAUUGUUCUUAGAAUUCUUUGAAAGCCGAUGAAAGAGCACGACAUCGUACACUUUAGUGGAUAAUAAUAAAUAUACUGUUUAAAUAAUAUCUGUCAAUAUAACUAAAAAUUUAUUCGUAAUUUAUUGCGAAUCCACUUCUGUAUCUCGUAAAAGAGAAAGUAAUUAUACCGUGUAUCGUUGUAACAAAACUUAAGCCUAUUCAGUCCGUACCAACGUUCGAGCGAACCGUCGUGAUAUAAUGAUUUAAGUUAGAAAGAGGAAAGAACGGCAAGAGAAGUAAAAUUUCUUGAAGGUGUUACGUACAAUGUGAAGUUUCUGGCGGCGUACUGUUCACUCGGUCAAAACCGACACGUUCUCAGAUAUACUCUUUGCCGGAGAGAA